Apus apus (common swift) is the source of this 955-nucleotide messenger RNA. It is a transcript of the gene HPGDS, whose product is annotated as hematopoietic prostaglandin D synthase. Gene Ontology annotation, biological process: glutathione metabolic process. The transcript is spliced from 6 exons. Lineage: Eukaryota; Metazoa; Chordata; Aves; Apodiformes; Apodidae. Bases 102 to 701 code for a protein of 199 amino acids. Gene Ontology annotation, molecular function: glutathione transferase activity. The record is from RefSeq and is a predicted model, not a curated record.
UAUUAAUAGUAUAUAUCAGCCCUUUCCACCGCGGCCAGCACUCACAGGGACUCCGGUGCACUGCGGGAGGGAGCACGUAUCACUACACCAGAGGAUUCAACAUGCCCCAGUACAAGCUGACAUACUUCAAUCUGCGAGGACGAGCAGAAAUCAGCCGCUACCUGUUUGCCUAUUCAGGCAAGAAGUAUGAAGACCACAGGAUAGAAGCAGCAGACUGGCCCAAAAUCAAACCAACUAUCCCAUUUGGUAAAGUCCCCAUUCUGGAAGUAGAUGGAGUUAUCAUUCACCAGAGCCUGGCAAUAGCAAGAUACCUAGCCAGAGAAUCAGGUCUGGCAGGUCAGACGCCUGUGGAACAGGCACUAGCUGAUGCCAUUGUGGACACCAUAGAUGAUUUCAUGACGCUGUUUCCCUGGGCAGAGAAAAACCAGGAUGUUAGAAAAAAAGCAUUUGAUGAUAUCCUCACCAACAAAGCACCAGAGUUACUGAAAGAUUUGGAUACUUUCUUAGGGGAUAAAAACUGGUUGGUAGGGAAGUCUGUAACAUGGGCUGAUUUCUACUGGGAUGUGUGCAGUACGACACUUCUGGCCUGCAAACCUGACCUGGCAGACAACUACCCCAGGCUUUUGGCUCUCAGAGACAGAGUGCAAGCACUUCCAGCUAUUGCAGCCUGGAUCCAGAAAAGACCGAAGACUAUAAUGUAGAUCAGCUGUUCAGACUGGAAAAAAACAAAGCAUGUUUAGUUUUCAACAUGACAAACACCCUAAGUUAUUAAUUGUGGAAUCACUUACAUUAAUUUCAGAUGGGUAUGCUAUAUACCACAUAAAAAAAUCUACCACUUGUAUCCAUUCAUAAGAGAGAAUUAAAAAAGCUCAUUUAGUAGAGCAGAGCCUGAGGGAGGGGUGUGGUUUUCAACUACAUCGUCCCCUACUACUAAUAAAGUGCUUAAUCAACCCAA